Brugia pahangi is the source of this 612-nucleotide messenger RNA. NCBI's taxonomy places the organism in Eukaryota, Metazoa, Nematoda, Chromadorea, Rhabditida, Onchocercidae. The record is from the annotation of a GenBank genome assembly.
AUGGAAGAUCAAUUAGAAAGAGAGAAUUCACCAGAAGCAUUCGAUGCUGAGGACGGAGGUGGAAGCUCAAGUACUGAAACAAACAGUGCAACAUUGGAACGUUUACGAGAAAUUUUGAAGCAUCGCGAAUCGACUAUUGAAGAUUUGCGCCAAACAGUAGCAAUACUAAAACAUAAUAUUGAGGAACAACGUGAUGAAAUUAUACGCUUAAAAAGUUUAAACAGUAAUAUUCAUAAGCCGCAAAAUUCACCGAUCUCAUUACCGUUUGAACUUAUCAAGAUGAUCUUUUAUCUAUGUGAUGCCCUUACACGAUGUCGCAUUUGUUGCAUUAAUAAAAGAUUGGCUGAAGAAUUGAGCAGCUGGGUCGACGUUCAGCACCUUUACUUAACAAGAGUACCAAUUGAACAUGAAGCAAAUAAAACCGUUGUGAUACAUGCCUAUCAAGCUGUCACCAAUUCUCCUGCAGUAGGCGUAAUUCGUACCACUAAAGCUAUUCCGAUGCUCUAUAAUUUCCGUCUUGUUUAUACUCUGAGCGAUUUCCUCACAUUGCCAAAUCUUCGUACGCUCCAUAUCCGAGAAGCACUAACAUUAGCUGAUUCCACCAGUGGAUAA